This is a messenger RNA of Oncorhynchus kisutch (coho salmon), 10174 nucleotides long. RefSeq names its product leucine zipper putative tumor suppressor 2 homolog. The transcript is spliced from 8 exons. NCBI's taxonomy places the organism in Eukaryota, Metazoa, Chordata, Actinopteri, Salmoniformes, Salmonidae. Gene Ontology annotation, biological process: cell division; negative regulation of canonical Wnt signaling pathway. Bases 1931 to 4318 code for a protein of 795 amino acids. The record is from RefSeq and is a predicted model, not a curated record.
UUCUUUGUUAUUCUUGGUCUCAUCUGUUCAUCAUUAUAAUGGAUGAGUAAUGAAUAGUUCCAACUCGUCUUGCUCAUCCCAAUAAGAUCAGCCACAUUAGCCUGAAAAGAUGAACUUGACAGACACACCCCCAUAUGUGUAGCAGUUUAACCAUAUAUCAGCAUAUAUGAAUGUUGGGCUGGUUCAGAAACACCUGGAGGGGUGCGUUAAAGCUGAGCUCUGUGAAGGUUAAACAGCGCCACUGGUCGCUUUAGGUGCAUUUAUUAUUGUUUUUGUUUUGUUUUUGGGGAGGCGAUUAUUCAGCAACGUAAUAAGAAAACACUGUAGUACAUCCAUCAUGCGUGCAGUGAUGUGCAAUUAUGUCCGCGGGAAUAAAACAGUGUUUGCUGGUUUGGUGUAACAUAUUUGUUGUUGUAAUAUCGCAACUGGAUGUGGCAAAAUCAGGAGUAACCCCAUAAGCCCCCAAAAAUUACUUGACAGACACACCCCCAUAAGUGUAGCUAAAGCAUAUUUUACAGUUAGCCCACAUGAAAAAUACUACAGUAUACUAUAGAGUACUAACUACUGUGGAAGACCAGAGGGUUUGACCAAGACAUUUCCACAGAUCAGAGACAGAUCAGUAUUCACUGUGGUACUUUUGCUGAGGUUCUGCGACAACAACAAAAAUAUGCUAAAACACUACAGUGACUACUUAUACCAUAGUAUACUAUAGUAUUUUUUUCAUGUGGGAGGCUGUAUCAGAAACACGCUGAUAGAUGCUUCAAAGCAACAAAAUACUCAUCUGAGAAGAACUUCCAGAACCACUUGAAUGUUAAUUUAAAGCAACUGCAGGAAGAGAGGUUACAUAUAUUUUUGUCAGGUUUAAUGAACUGACCCCAGUGCGGUGCUAUAGGGCAAUCAGCUAAAAUCAAUCAGCUGAAUUGUAUCAGUGAUCAAUCAGUGAUCAGACUGUAGAGAAUAUAUUGAUCAUUUAGAGUGGGAUGGUGCUUGAUAAGAGGAGGAGAAAGAGGCGAGAGAGAUGGCAAGAAAGGGAACGGAGGGAGAUAGGGAUAGAGAAAAAGGUUGACAUACAGAGAUAAAAGUUGAGAGAGAGAUAGAGGGUAAUGGAAAGAGAGCAAGUGGUAGAGAUGAAGAGAGAGAGUGAAAUAGAAAAUGGGAUAUUGAAAGCGUAAGGGAAGAAGAGGGGAAAAGAGACAGGAAGGUUAUGAAAGCAAGCUCUCAGGGAGGCCCUCCUCCCUUCUCGUUCCAUUCUCUCCUCUUUUCCCUCUCUUCCACUUGCACGUGGAUCAGGGAAUGCUGUUGUUUCAUGUUGAGGUGACCUAUUUUGGAAUUCGUGAGAGAGCGCACAUAUCAGAUGAGACUGCAGUCAAAGCUAUAGAUGGUCGAGAUAAACAAACACAGACUAUGAUAUCUCCCCUCGGAUGUGUGUGUGUGUGUGUGUGUGUGUGUGUGUGUGUGUGUGUGUGUGUGUUUGCGUGCGUGCAUGCAUAGGUGGUAUAUUUUUGUAGGAAUAUUAAGGUGGCAGUGUCUCAAGGGGGGCAGUGGUCUCCUCUUCUCUCCUUUCACAGAACACAGCAUUUAAGGAAGUACAUUUAACUCUGAAUGACCAGUGUAUUGUACUCCAAACUGUUACGUUUAGGAUAUACCAUAGUGUUACAGUUUGACAUGAUAGAAAGUAAUAUAAAUAGCUUCGAACAUGUAUUUGCUGUUAUGUCUCUGUACAUGCAUUACCUUCUUGUUCCUCUCUCUCUCUCUCUGUGUUUCCAGACUCCAGGUCAGGAGGUGUAGUGGAGAUGCAGCCCAAGAAGUAGGGAGAUUCUGGGGAUGAGAAGUCCCUGUUCUCUCCCUGUCUUCCCCAGAGAACCAGGAGAACACUGGGACUCUCAAACAGAGUGUGUGUUCAGUGUAUGUCCGGCCUUGUCCAGGUACCAUGGCUCUGGUUCAGACCCUGCCUGUGUCCACAACUGACCACCCCAAGCCUCCUACCAGCCUCGACAUCAUCUCCCUCUCCCCUGUGGUUGGAGGGCCUUGUGGCCCCGGAGCCACCAUGGGCUCCGUCAGCAGCCUCAUCUCUGGCCGGACCUAUCAGGAGCAGCGACACUGCCGGGCCGCCAGCGAGUUCAGCACUAAGACACGCCAUAACACCCCAACCACCAGCUGUUUCAGGCUCCAGGGUGAUAGCAACACCCUGCACAGCGCGAGCUCCCUGGAACAACUACUGGUCAUCAACAACCAGACCCAGAUCACACAGCUCCAGCCCCCGCCACUGCCCACCAAGAAGCAGCCCCGGGCAGGUAACUCUGCUGGUGGGGCAGGGUGUGCGGCUGGAGGUGGUGGUGGUGCAGGGAAUGGAAACUAUGGGUUUGUGACUGAGGUGGUGACUGUAGGAGACUGGAAUGAUAACCAUGUGGUGGCGGUCGGGAGUCCGUGUAGCGACUCGGAGGAGCAGAGGGAUAACCGAGGUCUCAACGGGAAUAUUGGCGGUCCGCCGCCCAAACUCAUCCCUGUGUCGGGAAAACUGGAGAAGAACAUGGAGAAGUUUCUGAUCCGUCCCACUGCGUUCAAACCAGUGGUCCCCAAGAACCGUCACUCGGUGCAGUACCUCUCCCCGAGGCCAGGGGGCAGCCUCUCUGAGAGCCAGGGCAGCCUCAACCUCCUCCUGCCCCUACCUAUCAAUGGGAAUAACGGAAAUACUGUGGUCAACAGCCCGGGGAGCUACGGAAAUGUCGUAUCUCUGCUCUGCUCCUCCUCUUCCUCGGACAGCAAAAGGAACUCGUACAGCGGAGGACGCAACGCUCGCAGCAGCCAGUCCUGCUCCAUGUCAGACUCUGGCCGUAACUCCCUGUCCAGCCUCCCCACUCACAGCAGUACCGGCUACAGCUUGGCCCACAGCGAGGCCUCUGGGUCUGGAGGGUCCGGGGUGGGCCUGGAGCCUGGGGCUGGAAGAACUACUACUACCAACGGAGGAGGGUCGGUGACCCACGGAGUUCACAGUCACUCAACCUCCCACGGUCACUCUAACUCGGACAGCGGGCGUUCGUCAUCCAGUAAGAGCAUGGGGUCGGGGUCGCUGAGCGGGCGCGGCCAGCCCCUGUCGGACAGUGGGUCGUGUGGGCACUCACCCCCGCCUCUGGAGGGGUACGAGGGGGUGAUGAGGGAGCUGGAGGAGAAGCUGAGGGAGAGGGAUUUGGAACUGCAGCAGCUCAGAGAGAACCUGGACGAGAACGAAGCCGCCAUCUGUCAGGUGUACGAGGAAAAGCAGCGUCGCUGUGAGAGGGAACUGGAGGAAAUGAGACAGAGCUGCUCUUCCAAGAUGAAACAGGCUACACAGAAGGCCCAGAGAGUACAACAGGCCUUACAACUACAGGUGUUCCAGCUGCAGCAGGAGAAAAAGAAACUCCAGGAGGACUUCUCCUCUCUGCUACAGGACAGGGAGGUGCUGGAGAGGAGGUGUGCCUCCAUACAGAGAGAACAGGUCCAGUUGGGACCGCGCCUAGAGGAGACGAAGUGGGAGGUGUGUCAGAAGUCAGGUGAGAUAUCCCUGUUGAAACAGCAACUGAAGGAGAUCCAGUCAGAGCUGACCCAGAAGGGUGGGGAGCUGGUGGUCCUGAAGUCCCAGCUGAGGGAGGCCAGGACCGACCUCCAAAACAGCCAGGCCAGGAGCCAGGAGGCUGGUUCGGCCCUGCGGACACGCUCUCUGGAGCUAGAGGUCUGCGAGAAUGAGCUCCAGCGCAGGAAGAGCGAGGCUGAGCUUCUCCGCGAGAAAGUCAUACGCUUGGAAGAAGAGUCGGUCCAGCUUCGAGGUGCCCUGGCCAAUCAGGGAGGAGGCCAGACGCCGGCUAAUAAGGGCCAGUGCAUGAGCCUGCCCCUCCCACAGGGCCGUGUGGGUGUGGAGAGUGGAAAGGGGGGCCCCAGCCCCUCUAUGGGGUACCGUGAGGCAGAGGAGGGCAGGCUGGUAUGGGGAGGGGAGAGUGAUGAGGCCAAGACUCAGAGGCAGAGUGCGGAAGCUGUGCUUGGACUCAGGCAACAGGUGGAGAGGCUGAGGGCAGAGCUGAUGUACGAGAGGAGGAGCAGUGAGGAGCAGCUGGGAGGAUUCGAGGAGGAGAGAAGGGUCUGGCAGGAGGAGAAGGAAAAGGUGAUCCGCUACCAGAAGCAGCUGCAGCAGAACUACAUCCAGAUGUACAGGAGGAACAGAGAUCUGGAGAGGGUGAUGAGAGAGCUCAGUCUAGAGCUGGAGAACAGAGACAUAGAGGACUACGACAUCCACAGCGGCAGCAACGACAUCCACUUUGAGGAGAUGACCGCUACUGAGAUCUAGAGGAGACAACAACAGGGGUGUCCUCUCGCCCCAUUGAGAUUUAGAGACCAGUCAGAGACGUUGUCUAACCCCAGUGAUAUCAAAAUCAAAUCAAAUUGUAUUGGUCACAUACAUAUGUUUAGCAGAUGUUCAAUGCUUGUGUUUCUAGCUCCAACAGUAGCAUCUCCUGAUAUUUAGAGACAAGGGUGUCCUCUCGCCCCCAUGACUAUUAGUACCAGCACCCUGAAAUGAUCUGAUUUCCCAAUCACUGCUACUGAGAGGACUGCGUCCAAAACGGAACCCUAUUUCCUAUGUAGUGCACUACCUUUGGCUAGAGAACAGGGUGCCAUUUGAAAUGUGCAUCUAGGAUUCCGAGGGUAUAUCUGAACUUAUUACCCUAACCACAGUACAAGCACUCUUUACUUCCCUAUGGACCGUUUGCUGUCAUGGACAUUAAGGGAGCAUCUCUGUCUAAUUUAAGGGUGGAUCUGCUCCACUAGACAUUGGGAGGCACCCUCCUCCUGGACCACACAGGAACAGCUGACUACCUGCAGUCAGAAAAGACUCCAUCACAUCUUUAUUCAGACUUAAAAGAGAGGUUAGUGUGUAUCUCAAUAGUUGAGAGUGUCUUCCUCUCCAGAGUAAGAUUCACCCUCAGACCAACAUAUGCUCCUUGACUCCUCACAUGGGUUUGAUUGCCCAGCUAUGGUACCAGCACUCUUUGGGACGUAUAUUAUGACUUUUGACUUGAGAAACAAGCAGGUACCACUCAAACCUCGCUCAAAUCAGUGUAUUGAAAGCAAAGGGGAGAAUCGUGUCGAGUAUAAUCACAUCUGUAUGGAGCGCACAGGUGUGACUACCUGACCACCAGCACAUAAUGAUGACAUUACUAUAACGAUGACAUCAUCACCACUCGACUGUGUUUUCGUUCGUCCACAGGACUUUGUGCACCUUUGCACUAAAGCAAUGAUGUAAUAACACUUUCACAAUUUGUGCUGUCAAUGUUAUAUAUACAGUGUUCAGUGGAUCAGCAACUCAUCUAGAAGUAGUAAAAGGAAAGGAGCAAGAAAUAAUCCACUGGCCAGGAAAUAUGGAUUUAUAUUCGGUGGAAUUGUAGUAGUAGUAUUUUGAUGGGAUGUAUAAGGACUGUUGGCACAAAUAGCAAAUGCAACUGUUCAGUUUUCAGCACUGGCUAAGAAAGGAACUGUAGUCUACAUUCUUCCUUGUUCAUGGAAUCUUCAAACAUCCUGGAUUUCUAUCAUUGGCUGCUUGCAGCUAACAUGUCAACAUUCUCUUCUGUCAUUGGCUGAACCAUAUCUGUCAGUUGAUAUUGACUCUCAGCUCCCCAUAUCAGACUGAGAGAUGUGGUGAGAAGGAAGAGAAAACCAAAAGAAGACAUCAAAGGCUUAAUGUGAGUGCUGUGUUGUGCUCCUCCUCUCUCUAAGCCAAUAGUCACCCUAUUGUAUCUUCUCUACAACCUCUCUCAUGGGAAUGACACAAAUAGAAGCAAGUAGCACUAUGAGGGAGUGAUUAGCAUGGGAGAUAUCAGCACAAAUGCAACCGCUGCCCUUCUCUCUCUCUCAGCACAAACAUAUCAGAGGAAGAAACACACCUUAAUUGGUCAACUCAAGCUGCCCGUCAAAGAUAUCGAUGCUGCAUUGGCUGCUGGGACUGUUAUGGAGCCGUAUUGGAUCAGUGAGCAUAUGGUGUCACUUUUCCUUAUGGUAUCGCAGUGAAACCAACAAAACAUCCCUGUUCAACUGUACUGAGCUCCCCCCUCCCUUGGCCUCUCUCACUGUCGCACACGCUGGACUGUGAAUACUCUUCUAACGUUUUACUUUUUAUUACUAGACCCCCCUUUCCCUCCCUCUCAUCAAAAAGCCAAGUAACACUUCCUAGACUUCCUGUCCCUUCUGGCCAGUGACUGUGAGGCUCACUCACUGACACCUAGAUAAUGUGGAUGGCAAAAUUGCAUGUCUUUCCCUUGUCUGUCAAAGUCUGGGAGAGGACAGUCCAGGUAAUGUAGGGCAGGGUUCCCCAACUGGCAGUGAUUUUAUUUGGCCUCCCAAGUUUUCUGAGCAAAAAAACAUAUAUAUAUAGAUAUAUAUAUAUAUAUCAUUCUAUAUUUUUUAAACGUUGUUGGAUAUAAACGACUAAAAACACCAGCAAAUCAGCUCCAGGUGAUUUUAAUUUUAGAAAUCUGUUCCAAAGUAUUCCAACGCAUAAUAGUGAAAUAGAUACAUGUGAUCGUAUACAAAUGUAAACAAGGUUUGAAAUAAUUGUUUUAGUCAAAUAUAUCUGUUUGGGCAUUUUGCAUUCAAUAUGCGGUCUACAAAUUAUUUGUAAUUAUGUACCAGUCCGCUGACCAUCCGCUCAAGAAAAUGUCAGCCUGCGGCUAAAUCUAGUUGAUGAUCCCUGGUGUAGGGGUUUGUGCUGGACAGUGCAUGAUAUUUUAGCCUAAGGCAUGACAAACAUGUCAUUAGGGAACUGUUACAGUGGUUAUAUCAACAUUUUGGUAACCACUGCCAUAGAAAUAUCAUUCAUAGAAUAUAAUUAUAUUUCUAUGUGGGGAGCCAUAGAUAAAUAUUGGAGUCUUCCGUUGUGCUUCCUCAUAAGAAGGGAUUAAACUAGAGCUCUGGUCUUUUAUAUUACAGAGGUAAACAGAGUUUAUAAAAAUGAAUCUAACAGAUAAAUGGAAAUCAAUAUGAUCAAUGAUGAUGAUGUAUAUAUAUUUUUUUUAUAGCACCUGAAGAUAUUUUGUGGUAACACCAGUACCAUUGUGGGUUUAAUGUACAAAAUAUAAUAAAGCGUUCUAUAUAUCUUUCCAGUACCACACAUAUACCAAUGAGAUGAUUAAACACAAUUGGAAAGGGUCUGGGAAGAGUGGCGCGAACAUUGAAACUCUUUGUUGUUGACCAAGCUGCAUGAUGAUUUAACAAACAUACAAAGAUAUGGGAAAUAUCCAGCUUUUAGCCAAGGUUUACAUUGGUCAGCACAUCAAUGGUCAUCCUUGUUCAAUGCCAAUGAGUUUUCAUUAUCAUCUAUAUCACCCAAUAUCAUCGUCAUCGUUGUGUUUGUCAUCUACAGAGUACACUUAUUAACAAAACAAAGCAUUGCAUCCAAAUAAUAUCGCAACUAAAAAUGUGUUCAUCACAUAUGGUACAAACAUUCAUCUUCAAUUUAGUCGUAUAGGUCUACAAAGUUACCAUUUUACAACGUUCAAGAUGUAUCUUUAAGAGAGGAAUAGAACAUAUUAUGUUCCAGUGUGGAUGUACCAUCAUCUGUAACACAGUCAGGUCGAAAAAGCAUUUUCAGGUGUCAUUUUUUUAAUUUAACCUUUAUUUUACUAGGCAAACCAGCUAAGAACAAAUUAUUAUUUACAAUGACAGUCUACCACAGCCAAACCCUAACCCAGAUGACGUUGGGCCAAUGGGACUCCCAAUCACAGCUAGCUGUGAUAUAGCUCAGAAUCGAACCAGGGUCUGUAGUGACACCUCUAGCACUGAGAUGCAGUGCCUUAGACCGCUGUAAUGACUAACACAGUAGCAAAGGUGGAAUGGUUAACACAGUAGCACAGGUGUAAUGGUUAACACAGUAGCACAGGUGUAAUGGUUAACACCGUAGCACAGGUGUAGUGGUUAACACAGUACAGUAGCACAGGUAAAGUGAACUGAAAGGGACCCCAGUGUUAAUUUUAGCACUCUGUAACAGAUUUAGUCAUUUUGACUUAAAUAUCAUUAAGUCUGAUUCACAUUUGAAUAAUGAUUUAGUGUAGUUAUUGUCAAAAUGACAAAAACAGUGGUCCAUUUUUGUCAACUAAAUCCAUUUUUGUCAACUUUAAUUUUAGUCAUUUUUAUUACCUCAUUAAUUUAUAGUAAGCAUUAAUCACUGACUUCCAUGUGCACAAACAUACAUACGGUAGUAGCCUUGUUCUACUAACAUAUUUUUCUGCAUAAAAUGGAUUCUUCAUCACAUUAAAUGAUUUUGUUGAAAUGACGUGGAAACAAUGUUGAUUCAAACAGUUUUUGCCCAGUGGGUAAUGAUUUCGAACAGGAGGGAGCUAAUGACUGUUUUGCCCAGUGAUGUAGUUGAUUAAUUAAACCUCGAAACGUAAUCAAGUCCCAACUAAGUCCCCUGUGCUCGAGUCCAAGUCAGAGUCACCAAUGGUCGAGUCACGAGUCCUGGUCCAAGUGCUUAAGUCUGAGUCACCAAUGGUCGAGUCACGAGUCCUGGUCCAAGUGCUCAAGUCUGAGUCACUGGCUCCACUCAAAAUAAAGCCAUUUACUCAGUCAGAGGUAGUGUGGUGUCAAGAUGAAUGUAUUCAAUCAAUUGUUUGCUAUUCCUUUUCCUUUCUAUCUAUGCCACCAAAUGUUUGCAUAGGCUACUGGUAAUGUUACCAGGGCCACGUUCAGUUGCAAAACGUUGUUGAACGUUGCAGAUAGAAAUGCCAUGAAUAGAGCCAACGUUAUUCCUUAUUCAACAUGUCAGAUAGAAAUGUGCUAUGUAGAACAAACAUGCCUAUCAGAGCGUUCCCUCCUGCUGAACACGGCCCAGGUUGUUAGCUAUAACUAGCUAAUGAGGUAACAUGACUGAACAAAGUGUAGUCUAAAUAGAUGGUUACUUGUCCGGUCCUAGUUUUAGAACAGAUAUGCUCUAUGAAUGUUAAAUGCUCCCCGCCAAUGCAUGAUAGAAAGAAAAAACGUAGCGUCGGUAUUAUGGUUCAGACCUUUAGAGCGGUAAUCUCAAGACGUUUUCUUAAACCGUGUCUUUUUCCUGCAGUCUGAACAGGUAAAAACCACAAUGGAAUCUGAUCAUUCAAGCCACAUUUCAAACCACCUUCGUAGAUGGCUUGAAGUCAGCUACAAAUCUGAUUCCUGGUCAAGUGACUUGUGUCUGAACGGGAAAAUCAGAUUUAUUUGCCCUCAAGUGGUUUUGAAAGUUGGAUAAUAUUUCCUUUGAGGCUAUAAAGUGUUCCUAUUUUGAACAUUCAAAGCAACUGGGAAACAUUCUACAUAACCUCUGAGUGAUGAGGAAUCAUGAACACCACCACAGAUCACUUCUAAAAACUCUUGUUCAGUCCACUUAGUAGUCAGACUUGAGAUAAUUUAGUCUCGUCUUGUUUUUAGGCAACUGAAAUAUUUUUUGUUUGUUUAGUUAUAGUUUUUUUCUGGUCUAUUUAGUCAGUUAUAGUCUAAUCAACUGCCACUAAAAAGUAGGUGUUUGACAAAUAUUUGAGUCCUUAUUUUUGUUGACUAAAGUAACUGUGACGAACCCUCGGUGAAAGCACAGUGCACUCUGGAUACCCUUUUCCACAUUUCUCAUUUUUCUUCAUAACCCCAUAAUAACAAUUUUCUGUGUAAAUACAGUCAGUAUCUAACUGAAAAUGGCAUACAGGUAACUGCCAAAAUAAAGGAAACUCUUGUGUAAAUGAGGGAUACAAAGUAUAUUGAAAGUAGGUGCUUCCACACAGGUGUGGGUCUUGAGUUAAUUAAGCAAUUAACAUCCCAUCAUGCUUAGAGUCAUGUAUAAAAAUGCUGGGUAGUCCAUUAUUUUGGCUACCAUGGCUAUGCUCCCCCCAUAGGAUUACAAGGCCCUGGCCACAGGGCACAAGUGAUCACUGAAUGGUUUGAUGAGCAUGAAAACCAGAUCUCAACCCAAUUUAACACUUAUGGUAGAUUGUGGAGCGGUGCCUGAGACAGCAUUUUCCACGACCAACAAAACAACAGCGUUUUCCCUCCAAUAGAGUUCCAGACACUUGUAGAAUCUAUGCCAAUGUGCAUUGAAGCUGUUCUGGCUCGUGGAGGCACAACGCCCUAUUAAGACUUUGUUGGUGUUUCCUUAAUUUUGCCAGUUACUUCUACAUUGAGUGACAUUCUA